AUGACUGAACUUCAGGUUAUAAAGCCCUUGCUUCUGGGCUCUGGAAGAUGGUACGAGGAUUCAGUGUUUCACGUCAACGCUUUUGGGUUCCCGCCCACAGAACCCUCUUCUUUCACCAGGGCUUAUUAUGGCAAUAUAAACUUCUUUGGCGGGCCGUCCAGCACUACGGUCAAAGCAUCGGCCAAACUGAAGCAGCUGGAGGAGGAGAACGAGGACGCCAUGUUUGUGAUCGUGUCAGACGUGUGGCUGGACCGUGUGGAGGUUCUGGAGAAGAUCCAAACCAUGUUCUCAGGUCCAGUGAAUCUCUUGCGUGUUUUAGUUUGUGCUCCCAAAUUUGCUGAUACAGAUCAUAUGCUGAUUGCCUACAGCUCUCAGAUUGUGCUCAGAUACGAUUCUAACACAGAGAACAAGCUCUGGACUUAA
Messenger RNA from Sinocyclocheilus rhinocerous, 423 nucleotides. RefSeq names its product DNA polymerase epsilon subunit 2-like. The coding region runs from base 1 to 423 and encodes 140 amino acids. Gene Ontology annotation, molecular function: DNA binding. The record is from RefSeq and is a predicted model, not a curated record. The transcript is spliced from 4 exons. Lineage: Eukaryota; Metazoa; Chordata; Actinopteri; Cypriniformes; Cyprinidae. Gene Ontology annotation, biological process: DNA-templated DNA replication; error-prone translesion synthesis. Gene Ontology annotation, cellular component: epsilon DNA polymerase complex.